Messenger RNA from Macrosiphum euphorbiae (potato aphid), 645 nucleotides. The record is from the annotation of a GenBank genome assembly. NCBI's taxonomy places the organism in Eukaryota, Metazoa, Arthropoda, Insecta, Hemiptera, Aphididae.
AUGACUUAUGGGUCUGCAUUAGUUCAUGUAAAAAGAAAUUAUGAUAAACUCAUGCACGCUCACUUAAAAUCAAUUCAAGAAGUAAGAAUUAUCAAAAAGUCUAAAUGUGGCAUACUUCCUUUUGUUGCCAACUUUGAGUAUUUUGCCAAGACAGCUGAACAAAUAUUUAAAGAAACAGAGCGUCGAACUGAUUUAGAUAAAUGGUAUCUUAAACUCUUAACUGUAAUGUUUGAAACUAUUCAUUCAAUUGCCAGUGAACACCCUAAGACUCCCUCCGAAGUUAUCAGAAUGGAGAACUUUCACCAUUUAUAUGCAUUGCUGUCUCAAUUAAAAAUUGGUAUAUUAGAUCAAUUCAGAAAAGAUGCAAAACAAAAACCGCUCGAAAAACUGAAUUUAUUCUUUGAGGUUGAAGCUAAGGUUUCACAAGGUAUAAAAGAAUCAGAAGUUGGUUAUCAAGUGGCUUUCAGUAAACAAGAAUUAAGGAAAGUAACCAAAGAGUAUCAUGGACGAGAGAUGAAAAAAGGCUUCGAUCAUUUAUAUAAAAACGUAGAAAAACACCUUAGUGAAGAAGAAAAUUUACUACAAGUGGUUUGGAGAGCUAUGCAAGAAUCCUGGUUCCAUAAUUUCAUUAGAAUUUUCCAUUGA